Molecule: messenger RNA, 907 nt
Organism: Medicago truncatula (barrel medic)
Lineage: Eukaryota; Viridiplantae; Streptophyta; Magnoliopsida; Fabales; Fabaceae
Product: protein canopy-1
Exons: 9
Coding region: 104-646 (180 amino acids)
Source: RefSeq, a predicted model, not a curated record
AAGUCUGACUUUAUCUUGUUUGGAUCCACUCCUUCUUUCUUGUCUUAACAACAUUGCGUUGAUUUUGGAGAAAGAACAAACCUUAUUGCGUCGUCGAUAGGAGAUGAAGAUCUCAAUGUUUCAUCUCUGUAUCUUCCUCUUACUCAUCGGAAUGUCUCAUGCCGUUGAUGACAAAUGUGCUGCCUGUAAAGCUGUUGCGGGGGAGCUAGAGAUUGGACUUGCCCGUGAGAAGCCUCGCAAUCAUUUGGAUAUGCGCCAUCGCUUGGACGCCAAGGGCCAGCGUCAAGGAAAGUUAAUCGAUUACAGAAUCAGUGAGUUAAGAGUUGUUGAACUUCUUGAUGACCUUUGUGAAAAGAUGCAAGACUACACACUCAGGAUAUUUCCAGACUCACAUGAAUGGUACAAAGUGGGUAGCUGGGAUAACCUCAGAACAAAUAAACAAGAAGCUCGGGCACAUUCAAAAGACAUCUCUUCUUAUUGUGGAAGAUUACUUGAAGAAACAGAAGAUGAGCUGGCCGAGUUGAUAAAGAAAGGGUCUGUUAAAGUGGGAGAUGUGAGCAAAGUUCUUUGUCAAGAUUUGAGCAAACAUUGCGAUCAGACGAGUGUAUCAGAUGAGGCGGAGGUCGUCGAAGACAGAGAGCUUUAAAUCCCUGGAUAUUGGGGUGGCUGGAAAUCUGCCUUUUGGAAAUUAAAAAUUAACAGAAUACAUCACAAAAUUGAUGGUGUUGUCCGUUUUGUAGUUGGAGUUAGAAUGACUUCCAUUUUUCUCAAUUAAGAGACAUUUUAAUGAUACGAUUUAUCAGACUCUAAUCAAGCUAUGAAUGUGACUUCAUAUGUCAUCACUGUACUGUAAAAUCUUUUAUUUUGAAUGUCUGGUAAUUCAGAGAGGUAAUGCCUCUGCAGAUAA